AUGGCGACGCGCGUAACCAUCGCAAACAACGCGAAGCAGUCGCAAAAGGCUCCGCUACUCAUUCCUGCGUCCGCUGCCGCAGAUCCUGCCGUGACGGGUUCUAUGCGAUCGUACGUCUUCAAGAGUGCGCAGUCAAAGCUGAAGCUAAAGAAGCCCUCGCGAGUCUACGUUGGGAAAACGGGCCAGGAGCUGAUCAACGAGGAAGACUGGAAGAGCAAGGUCAAGAAAGACAAUGUAUUGCUCGUUUCUAUUGGAGAAGAGUAUGUUGGUGCUGGGAAAGAAACGAUUGUACAUGUAGACGUAAAGCCCGACUGUCCCAUCGAAGUACUCGCAUCCAAUGCAGCUGUCGAUUCACUCGCUAUCGCACAGCUUACUACCACAGCCCACACGCUUCCAGGAAUCGUUCGCGCUGUAGGCCAGCCGGAUCUUCAUCCAGGCACUAAGUUUCCUAUAGGCAUCGUCUUUGUAUCCAGAAAAUGGAUCCACCCACCACUCAUUGGGGGAGACAUUGGCUGCGGCAUGUCUUGGUUCAAGCUUACACUCCCUAGAAGCCAGGUUGAUGGCGACAAGGGCAAGAAAGUCGCCGAGAAGCUGCGCGGCCUAGAAGGAUCAUGGCGUACACGAGAGCACAGGGAACUAUGGCUACAAGACGAGGAAGGUAGCUGCUCUGCAGGUGAACAAUGGGACAGUUCGCUGGGUACGAUUGGCGCAGGCAACCACUUCGCAGAGAUCCAGGUGGUAGAAGAGUCAGCGGCCGCUUUCAGCAACCCUCUGGGCCUACACCAGGAUGAUGUUGUGCUGCUAGUCCAUUCAGGCUCUCGUGGAUACGGUAGUAGUGUGCUCAAGAAGUAUACAGCUGAUUCAAACGUUAGCCUGGAGGAAGGCAGCCUGGAGGCGACCCAGUACAUCAAAGAACACGACAAGGCCUGCCGGUGGGCAAAAGCGAAUCGGGAUCUGAUCGCUUUGCGAUUUCUGGCUUGCCUCGAACCUGGCAACGAAGACUGGCAGCUAGGAAUCUCAGAUGGCGUUGGCUUGGACAGAGUCGAUCCUACGAGCGUUGAGCGAAGCAGGAGUGCUCUGCGAGCACGGAAGGUGGUCGAUAUCUGGCACAACAACGUCGAGCGAGUGGAGUGGCCACCAUCACCGCCACCAUCGGUCGCUACGGAGACGGCAUCCUUGCUCACACUGGACAAAGAUGCAACUCGUCUGGCACUUGAUGACGCUACAAGCCAACAGGAGUAUGUGUACAUACACCGUAAAGGCGCUGCCCCAACCUACAACCCGGAUACACGUCUACCCCUAACUUUCCUGCCUCUCCCAGGAUCCCGAGGAACAGCGACCCUCAUUCUCCAGCCUUCAUUUUCAGCAUCGACGUCUUGGGGUCUCAAGAAUGCACUGUCUCUCGCUCAUGGCGCUGGACGAAGCAUGUCUCGAGCGAAAGCGCUCUCUUCACUAUCGCAGAAAUACAAAGGGCAGAACCUCCUGCAACCACGAGCUGGAGACAUUCAAGGCACCUGGGUUGUUUGCGACGAGAAAGACUUGGUGUUUGAGGAGGCUCCUGAUGCCUACAAGGACGUUCAGGCUGUGGGUCAAGACCUGGUAGAUGCUGGCGUCGCAAGCGUCAUUGGAUGGUGCAGGGCGAGGGUGAGCUACAAGGUGAGGAACGAGCAGUAUUGA
Ascochyta rabiei is the source of this 1677-nucleotide messenger RNA. RefSeq lists its product as uncharacterized. NCBI's taxonomy places the organism in Eukaryota, Fungi, Ascomycota, Dothideomycetes, Pleosporales, Didymellaceae. The record is from RefSeq and is a predicted model, not a curated record. The transcript has 2 exons. Gene Ontology annotation, biological process: RNA processing. Gene Ontology annotation, molecular function: RNA ligase (ATP) activity. The coding region runs from base 1 to 1677 and encodes 558 amino acids.